AUGAAAUUCAAUAGCCUUCUUGUCGUUACGGCUGUUUUCCAGAGCUUCACCUGUUGGGCUUCUCCAGCUGCUAUAUCAGAUCCAGGACACGUCGGAUUUGUCCAUCCUGGAGCUCUGCACAGUGCCGAGGACUUCCACCGGAUCAAGAAGCAUGUCCAAGCUCAGGAUCAGCCGUGGUACCGGGCUUGGCAACAUCUCGAAUCUUCAAAGCUCGCUCAAACGACAUGGGUUCCGACUCCCCAGACUGUUCUCGUUCGAGGAUCAAACGCGACGUUCACCGAGCCAAAGGCCAACUACGGAUACGCAUAUCGCGACGCUCAUUCAGCAUAUCAGCUAGCUCUCCGCUGGCACAUCGGGGGCAACGUCUCUUAUGCCGACCACGCCAGAGAUAUUUUAGACGGUUGGAGUUCGACCCUGACCGACAUCAACGGUACCGAGGACAAGUAUCUUGCCGCGGGCUUGUACGGGUACCAGUUCGCAAAUGCCGCAGAGCUAAUGCGCACAUACUCGGGCUGGCCUAAGACCAGCCAAGAUGCCUUUGGCGAUAUGCUCAGCAACAUCUUUGCGAAGUACAACCACGACUUUCUCGAGCACCACUACAACAAACCAAACUUCUACUAUGCCAACUGGGAUCUUUGCAACAUCGCGUCUCUGAUGUCGAUUGGCAUUUUCACUGAAAAUCGGACGAUGUACGAUUAUGCCGUCAACUACUUCAAGAACGGUCUACCCGGGCAACCCGAGGUCGUUGCCAAUGGUGCACUUCCUUACUUCUCAAUCGCAAACUUCACCGAGGAGGACUCAGGCAAGACCUUGAUGCAGAUGCAAGAGUCGGGUCGUGACCAAGCCCAUGCCCUCUUGUGUAUCUCACUGCUUGGCGUCAUUGGCCAGCAGGGUUGGAACCAAGGCGUCGACCUGUACUCGGCUUACGGCCACCAGAUCUUGAACGCGGCUGAAUAUGUGGCCAAGUACAACACAAAUCACUCCGUGCCGUAUACUCCCUACACAAGUUGGGAAGGGGUGUUGGAGGUCGUCGCAGAAAAGGCUCGUUUCGACAUCCGGCCAGGAUACGAAGCUCUGUAUUCACAUUAUGCAGAGUUGAAGGGUAUGAAUGCAUCUUGGUCACUAGAGUAUCGAGAAUUCGUCAACGGCAACAUCAGCGUUCAGGUUGAGGGCGGUGGUGGCGACUACAGCCCAAACUCCGGAGGUUACGACAGCUUGGGUCACGGAACAUUGAUGUAUCGACUGGCCAAGGAGGACUAG
This is a messenger RNA of Colletotrichum siamense, 1260 nucleotides long. RefSeq lists its product as uncharacterized. Lineage: Eukaryota; Fungi; Ascomycota; Sordariomycetes; Glomerellales; Glomerellaceae. Gene Ontology annotation, molecular function: lyase activity. The transcript has 2 exons. The record is from RefSeq and is a predicted model, not a curated record. Gene Ontology annotation, cellular component: periplasmic space. Bases 1 to 1260 code for a protein of 419 amino acids.